AAAAGCCGGCACGUUCGGCUGUACCAAUUCCGUCACCCCCAUACGAAGCCCUCCUCCGCUACAAGCAACUUGCAAGUAACAUGAACUCGAGCAGACAAAUCCUUCGCCUUUCGCGCUGUGCGCCCAAGUCUGGAACCAGUCUCGCACCCGUCUCACAAUGCCGCCGUCUCUUUUCGUGGCAUGCCUCCCGGUUAGCUGGACACACUCUUGCAGCAUCUGUGCCGGCACCAACACGUUCGCGUACUCUUGCCUCCCCGUGGACGAGCUUUUCAGCUCGGGCUGCAACUGUGCUUCCCGACGGAACCCUUCAAGGCUCUCGGGCUUUCAGCUCGUCGCCGGCACGGGGUGCGGAAGAGAGCCCGGAUCCGUUCUUCGUUGCGCUUCGGAGGACCAAGCUGCACGACCAGAUCGCGAGCAGCCCGGAGGCGAUGGCGGCACUCGGCGAGUUCAGGAAGCUGAUGCUAGAGAAGGGCUUUGACGCGACGAAGGGCAUGCCUUCGAAGUUCCAGCUAUUGCAGCUUGCUGCGAGCGCGGAGUUUAGGACGGCUGCUAAGAAGGUUAUGGAAGAACUCAAGAAGGUUGGCAUAGACGUCAAUUCGCCGGAGGCCAUGCAGACGUUGUUGCAGGCACAGAAUAUGGAGCAGGGAGAUGGCAGCAAGCCCAAGUAGGGUUAUUAAUUCCUAGGUAACAGGGCUGAAACCCCAUGUAACUGGUCGCCCACUUGAGUUAGAGCUUUCGUCCGGGGAUAUAGAUCCCUUCAGGGCAAUGUACACACACUCAGGCUAAUUUGAACUUCUCUCAACC
This is a messenger RNA of Coniophora puteana RWD-64-598 SS2, 804 nucleotides long. RefSeq lists its product as uncharacterized. The coding region runs from base 81 to 668 and encodes 195 amino acids. The record is from RefSeq and is a predicted model, not a curated record. The transcript is spliced from 3 exons. Lineage: Eukaryota; Fungi; Basidiomycota; Agaricomycetes; Boletales; Coniophoraceae.